Molecule: messenger RNA, 2076 nt
Organism: Salvia splendens (bonfire salvia)
Lineage: Eukaryota; Viridiplantae; Streptophyta; Magnoliopsida; Lamiales; Lamiaceae
Exons: 9
Coding region: 1-2076 (691 amino acids)
Molecular function (GO): hydrolase activity, acting on ester bonds
Source: RefSeq, a predicted model, not a curated record
AUGAAGUCCAUUAAAAUCAUAGCCUUUCUUUUGCUCAUAGUUGCUGGCACAGCUUCGGCCCAAAAUAGGAACAACACCAAAUGCCCAUUUCAAUUCUUGUACCACUUUGGCGACGCAAUAUCCGAUACCGGAAACUCCGUUAGGGUUCUCCCUCUCCUCCCACCCACACGUAGCCCUUACGGAGUCACUUUUCCCGGAAGCCCCACCGGGCGUUGGUCCAACGGACGUGUCGAUGUUGACUACGUGGCUGAUGCUGUUGGUCUGCCCAACAUUGUACCAUACUUGUCGAUGUAUGAUUCUAGAAGCUACGAUGGAGUCAUAUUUUCAGUAGCAGGAAGCACGGCUCUUAAUACAUCGUUUUUUGAAUCAGGGGGCAUUUCUACUCCACCAUAUGAUAUUCCUCUUGACACUCAAUUAAAUUGGUUUAGAUCAUAUCUCCAAUCAAAUUGCGCUAAUCAAACAGAGUGUGCAAAGAGGCAACCCUCAAAUUCAGCUGUAUUAUUUGAAUUCUCCGAACUAAACGACAUCGGCUACGCGUUGGUCCAAGGCAAAUCCAUCCAAGAAGUAACAAACUACGUCCCACUUUUAGUUGAGGCCCAAAUCAACGCUGCAAGAGAGGUGAUCAAAUUGGGUGCGACGCGGGUAGUAUACACCACAGCCGCCCCUCUAGGCUGCUAUCCCUACAUUCUAACGGCGUUAACUACCAAUGACACGUCAGCCUACGACGGACUAGGAUGUUUGAGGGCGGUGAACAGCAUCGCCGUCAAGUUCAACGCUAAUCUCACGGCAUCUUUCCUCGCUCUGAAAGUAGAAUUUCCAAGUGUCAAUAUUUUGCCUGCCGAUUACUACGCAACUCUGAGAGUGCCAAUCAAUUUCAAAACCCCAAUUCUAGCUUCAGCCAAAAAUAGUAAAUGCCCAUUUCAUAUAUUGUACCGCUUUGGCGACGGAAUAUCCGAUAACGGGAAUUCCGUUAGGGUUCCGCCAUUUGGGCCUAUUCUCCCACCCACACGUGACCCUUACGGCGUCACUUUCCCCGGCUAUCCUACUGGCCGUUGGUCUGACGGCCGUCUCGAGAUCGACUACGUGGCUAAAGCUGUUGGCCUGCCCAACAUUGUACCAUACUUGUCGAUUGAUGCUUCUAGAAGCUACGAUGGAGUCGUAUUUUCAGUAGCAGGAAGCACAUCUCUUAAUGCUUCAUUUCUUGAAUCAAGAGGAAUUGGUGUCCCACCUUUUCAUAUUCCUCUUGACACUCAAUUGACUUGGUUUAGAACAUUUCUCCAAUUAAAUUGCACUAGUCAAACAGAGUGUGCAAAGAGGCAUCCCUCGAAGUCUUCUAUAAUUAUCGAAUUCGCUGAGCUAAACGACAUCGGCUAUGCAUUAGUCCAAGGUGAAUCCAUCCAAGAAGUAACAAACUACAUCCCACUCAUAGUCGAGGCCCAAAUCAACGCUGCAAGAGAGGUGAUCAAAUUGGGUGCGACGCGGGUAGUAUACACCACAGCUGCCCCUCUAGGCUGCUAUCCCUACAUUCUAACGGCGUUAACUACCAAUGACACGUCAGCCUACGACGGACUAGGAUGUUUGAAGGCUGUUAAUAACGUCGCCGUUAAGUUUAACAAGAAUCUCCUUUUAUCUUUACUUGCUCUACAAGCGGAAUUCCCCAAUGUUCAAAUAUUACCGACGGAUUACUACGAAACUGUGAUAGCACAAAUCAAACUCAAAAUGCCACUAGCCUUCAACGCCGACAACCCCAUCCGGCAGCUACGCCGCCCCUCCUCCGGCCUCACCGAGUUCGGUGACUUCAACUACAAAAUCAAUUGCCCGAGUUUCCGAGUUGGGGUAGAGGCCAACAACCUCCGCGACUGGGACACUAUCCCUAGCUAUUGCAAGAACUACAUCAAAACCUACCUCACGAAGAACCAGUGGAGCCUCGACGUUGAGGCCCUCGCUAACGAGGCCUUUGAGUACGCCGCGACCUUCGAACAGGAUGCCUACCUCAAUUACUGUUGGGUGUUUGAUGUCGAAGAAACCCUCCUUAGCAACCUCAACUACCUUGCUAGCUCCGAUAUCCUUGAUUAA